AUGAAUCCUAAAACAAUUGUAAGUGAAAUGAAUGGGCUUUCAGACUCAAUUAUUAUUGGUUAAUCUGGAACAUAUUGUAAAUUCAGUAGGGCCUUAGAUCUUACGAAAAAAGAAUGGUCCCAUUUAAAAUUGAAUAGAAAGGGGGUAGUGAUCGGAUUAUCUAAUUCAACAUUUGUUAUGAAUGCUUAAAAUGAUUCCAAAUGGAGGGUGUUUGACACUCAAAAAAGAAAUCUUUAUUGGCAUUUGAUGGGCAUACUCAACGGAUAAACUGGAUAGAAUCAUAAUCACCGAACACUUUUAUAACAGAAGCAGAUGAUGGUUAAGUUUAUUACUGGAUUUAUUAAGGACAAACUGCGAAAAUAUAGGAUAAAUGUACACUUUCAAAUAAACCCAUUUUAUCAGGUCUAAAUUUGCAAAAUAAUUCAUUUGCAUUUCUAGAUGCUGAUGGAAGAUUGGAAUAUAAAGAGAUGA
Paramecium tetraurelia is the source of this 471-nucleotide messenger RNA. RefSeq lists its product as uncharacterized. The transcript is spliced from 2 exons. The record is from RefSeq and is a predicted model, not a curated record. Lineage: Eukaryota; Ciliophora; Oligohymenophorea; Peniculida; Parameciidae.